GAGACCGCCAGGUUUGGCCUCCAACGCAGCCCGGCCCGGUGACCAGCCGACCCAGGUCCGCGUCGCCCCGGAGCCGAACAGCGACCCCUCCUGUGUGCCCCGGCGUCUGGGGUGCGAGUGUGCAGACGGAGAGGCCCUGAGACCCCGCCCAGCAGGCUAUCAAGCGGGGCGUAGGCGGGACUUGGCAGUCCCGGGCCGCUCCCCGCUCAGACUGGAGUCUGCAGUGCGCCUCCCGCGGGAGAGACGCUGGGGCCGCAGGAGGGCGGGACCCGUCGGUCCCUGCCGCCGUGGAGCUCGCGUUCCAGAGGGGAAGACGGGGGAAAGCGAACCAGACGGCGUGAGGCGCUCAGGGGACUAGGACUGUUUUUAAAGGGGUGUCCGGUGGGCUGCAGAGGGCCCGAGGAAGUGCCAUUUUUGAGGAGCCAGGACGGCCAGGAAAGGUCUGGAGGAAGGCCCGGCCAAGCCGAAGGAGCGGCAGGUGCGACGUGCGAUGGCCUGGGUAGGCCGGGAGAAGGCGGGCAGCGGGAGGGGCGGUCAAGGCGAAAGCCAAGGCUGCCGUGGGCGGCACCCAGGCACCCUGCUAGAAGCGCCCGGUUUAGGGGCUGCUCUGAGCAUUAAGUGACACACAGGCUGUGCUCCAUUUGGGCACAGCCCCUCACUCUUAGCGAGAGGUCACCGAGCACCGGCUUUGUGCCAGGCUCUCGCGAGCGCCGCUUCCAAGGCUCCUACGCCCCGCACCGGUCCUUCCUUCAUUUCUUUCUGUACUUGUCACCGCUGCGUAUUACGCCGUGUCUUCGGCACCCAUCUCCACUUGACAGAGACGGUACCGGGCUCGGUGGCGCCACGCUCGCACCUGAGUCCCACUCUAACCCACCUGCUAGAACGCGGGCCCGGGCCGUCCCUCCGUCCAGUGCCUACCUGUGAGCUUCUGGCCGGAAGGACCCCGCUGACAGACCUCAGCCGAGCACUAACAGCAUCCACCCACCGGAGGUCGUGAGAGCGGACGCCCCCCUUCGUCAUUUCCGUUCCCACGCGACACCACCCACAAACCGGAAGACCUGGAGUCAAAGGGGCGUGGCCUACGAGGGGCGGAGCCGGAAGCCUCUCUAGGUGUCGGAGCCACGUCCUGGGCACGGGUGGUCGUCUUGGGGACUAGCUUCGAGACUGGAGCGGGGCGCCAUGGCGGACUGGACUCGAGCUCAGAACCCUGGUGCUGUGGAGGAGAUUCUAGACCGGGAGAACAAGCGGAUGGCUGACAGCCUGGCCUCCAAGGUUACCAGACUCAAAUCGCUGGCCCUAGACAUCGAUAGGGAUGCAGAAGACCAGAACCGGUACCUGGACGGCAUGGACUCGGAUUUCACAAGCAUGACUGGCCUGCUCACUGGAAGCAUGAAGCGCUUUUCCACGAUGGCACGGUCUGGGCGAGACAACCGGAAGCUUCUGUGUGGUAUGGCUCUGGGUCUGAUCGUGGCCUUCUUCAUCCUCUCCUACCUCUUGUCAAGGGCAAGGACGUGAACCAGUGGGAGCCAAGGGCAGCCAGGGUUUUCUUCACCUGGUAUCCUGGGCUCUUCAGGACUUAAAUCUACAAAAUAUUCCUUUGAAAUUAUCAUCAUGAUCAGGAAUCUUCUUCCUUUGUGGUGGGAACUGUGACUGCCUCUGACCUGAUGAAUUCGUUUUGCCUGGUUCCAUUUGUGAAGGGGACCCUUUCCUUGCCUAGGGGAAACCAAGGCCCAGCCCCCAUCCCUACUCCUGGAUGCCAGAGACACCCAUUCUGAGCAGAGCAGCUCUGAGUCCUGAAUGAGUCUACUCAUGGCCAGCCGCUCUUUUCUGAGCCUCCCAGUCCUCAGGGGUCUGAUGUCUUAAGGCUUUUCUGUCCUGUGUUGUCUGUGCCUGGAUGAGGCUGUGUCUGUGAUCUGAAAAGCCCGAGGCUGACACAGGGAGCUGGUAUGGCUGAGAACCCCAUUUGAGCUGUCUCCUCCAAUGAAGGGUCCUAAGCCUGGAUAUAGUACUUAUUUGGACCAGUGUGGGCCAAGAGCCCUGUUCUAAGGACUUUGCUCUCAAGUUCCUGGAUGAGAUCAGUUCCCCAUGAAGAUCAGGGGCUGUGGAUGCAGGAGUGCAUCAUAACCUUACCUGGAGGCACUGGGCUGGGAGCCUUCUGGGUCACAUAGUUGUAUGUCUAGGAGCAUAAAUGACGUCUUCAGGAUUUAGGAGCUCCCUAGUGCCUAAGAUGUAUCCCCUGGAAAAUAAUCAAGAAACAGGCCAGUGUGGCUUUACAAAGUCAGGCAGUUCCUUGGGGAGGUCUUCCCUGUAAGCACCCUCCUUAUAGGGGUGGAGAUCACCUGUUGAGAGACCUUGUGCUAUUUGUAGUGAGAACUUUACCCCUCCACUUGCUCUGCCCUACCUUGCCUCCCACAGCCAGUCGCCCUCCCUCCCAUAACUUGCUGUGGGGCUGCUCUGAGCUAUCAUCUUUGUCCCUGACUCUGUAGACUGCCCUUUCCUCCUGUCUUUCCUUGACCCUCACCACUCACUUGGCCAGCUCUAGGCCAAUACAAACUGAACUAUGGGGCUGGCCAAGCCAGCAGCUACUGAGGGUCCGCACCUUUGUCUUCACAUGAAAAGUAUCUUUAAGGAAUUAGCCCUGCAGCUCAGUGUCAUUUUUUGUCUUCAUUCUAGUUUGUCUCCCAGUCAUUCCCUCUCUUCCCCAGGACUGUUGGCUCACUGUCCCCCCCUAGUGUGCCACAUCGUGAGGCCUGUCCGUCCAACCGUCUCUGAGCUCCAUGUUGACACAGAACAGCCGUAGCCUGUCCUCUCAGUGUCCUGGCCCUGCCUUACUCUGGCCACAGUCCCAGGCACCUGUCACUUCCUCCUUCUCUAUUUAGCAGGUCCUCUUUUAUCUACACACCCUCACCACAAUCCCCUUUUUUCAUCUCCUGGCCCUUCCAUUGCACCUGGCUGAGCCCCUAAGCCUCUAGAGGGGGAGGAUCUGCUGCCUUUUGUUUUUUCUUUUCCAGCACAAAGUCAGUUCUCACUGCCUCCUUUCUCUGUGUCUUUGUUAAUUCCCUGACACUCUCCCAGCUGGGCUGUUCUGGCUUUUGCUUCCUUCUUGGGCAUUUCUUCAUAGGCCCUGUCACCCUUGUCACCCUCCACAACUUUGGUUUAGCCCUUGGUUCGUCACCAAACAUGGUAGCAGUUACCUGUGUUGUGUCGCCACCUGGUCACUACAGGCACUGUAGAGGGCACAUCCAUAUUCCAGCUCUACAUCCCCGUCAUCCUGGGUCAUGCACUGCUGAGAACAUGGCCGAACCAUGGGAACCACCAGAUGCCAGGACACACUUGCCGUGGUCAGGGCCCACUUAUCUUGCCUGUGAUACUAAGGAUUUAGACCUGUAUUUCAUGAUGACCUUCCCCUGAAGAAGUGCUUUUGCUGUCUCCGAGACCCCCCAGUUGGGUUUCUGCCUCAGGUCUUCCUCUAUCUCCACAGCUCUUACAGUUCUUCCAGUAGUUUUCAGGUCUGUUUUGUAGUUCCUUUCUAGUUUACUUGUCUGCUCCUUGUUCUUCUCCUUGCAUUCUAUGAAUUUUAUGAAAUGGGAUGGCAGCCCUACUGCCACUGGGUCAGGCCAGUUUCCUGAAGGGUUCUAACCAUGGUCCUCCAGCUCAGCCCUGUGUACCUGGCACCUGACCCUAUGGGUAAGUGGGUUUUGCUGACUUGGUCUCCAAUACCAGUAUUCCAGAAACAGUCUUGGGGGUCCGAUGUGAGGGGUGAGAGCCCAGUAUGGGGGCCCAGUGUGAGAACAAGCUGCCAGGCUAUGCCACAAUUCAAGCACAUCUCAACAAUAAAAAUGUGGAAUAAAUAGCUUUGUGAAGAAGGAA
This is a messenger RNA of Marmota monax (woodchuck), 3870 nucleotides long. RefSeq names its product Bet1 golgi vesicular membrane trafficking protein like (gene Bet1l). Gene Ontology annotation, biological process: regulation of retrograde vesicle-mediated transport, Golgi to ER; retrograde transport, endosome to Golgi. Bases 1180 to 1515 code for a protein of 111 amino acids. Gene Ontology annotation, molecular function: SNAP receptor activity. The record is from RefSeq and is a predicted model, not a curated record. The transcript has 4 exons. Lineage: Eukaryota; Metazoa; Chordata; Mammalia; Rodentia; Sciuridae. Gene Ontology annotation, cellular component: Golgi trans cisterna; SNARE complex.